Molecule: messenger RNA, 285 nt
Organism: Rosa chinensis
Lineage: Eukaryota; Viridiplantae; Streptophyta; Magnoliopsida; Rosales; Rosaceae
Product: glycine-rich RNA-binding protein 4, mitochondrial
Exons: 4
Coding region: 1-285 (94 amino acids)
Molecular function (GO): RNA binding
Source: RefSeq, a predicted model, not a curated record
AUGGCUAAAAGAUUAAGCUCGAAGCUCUUCGUCAGCAGAUUAUCAUCAUACACCACUAGUGAAGCACUCAGGCAGAUGUUUUCACCUUUUGGAGAUGUUACAGAAGCUAGGUUAGUUAUAGACCGUGAAACUCAAAGGCCCAAAGGUUUUGGUUUUGUGACAUACAAGUCUGAGGUUGAGGCACAGAAGGCUUUGAAGAUCAUGGAUCGCAGGAUGGUUAAUGGGAGGCUACUUUCUGUUGAAGUUGCAGAGACUGAAAGACAUUCAGAGGAUAUCAGCUCUUGA